Hyaloperonospora brassicae is the source of this 6597-nucleotide messenger RNA. The record is from the annotation of a GenBank genome assembly. NCBI's taxonomy places the organism in Eukaryota, Oomycota, Peronosporomycetes, Peronosporales, Peronosporaceae.
AUGGGUUCCUACAGGGCGAACGACGCGGCUGUCGAGACUGUCGAGCUCUUGAGCUCCAGCAGCUCCGACAGCGAGACGAGCGCGAGCGUCAAGUCCAGAGCGCCAGAGCGCUCGCGAAGCAAUGGAAAUGCGGCGAACGAGAGCGAAGAGUCGACUUCGAACGUGUGGGACCUCGAGCGGCCUGCCAAGAGACGUCGUGGCGCACAGGAGAAGUAUCGUAUGCAGGAUUCGAAUUCGGGUGAGGAUGAGGAUGACGGCGACAAAGUAGAAGAGGAAGAAGCAGACGAAGAUGCGACAGAGGAUUAUGUGGAUCCAGUAGAGACACCGUCGGACGAGGAAGAAGAACAGCUUGUAGAGGAACAAUUGAACCGACGACGCAGCCGGCGCAAGUCCAAGCCUUUGCACUCAUUCGUUGAUACUUCGGAUGACGAGUACAUGAUAAGCAGUGAUGAGCAAAGGAAGAAACCAAUAGCGAGGUCCAGGCCGAAGAAAAAGUCAGCUGCAAAGAGUAAAGCAAGGAGUAAGCGGAAACGGAGAGGUUCGUCGUCAGACUCGAGUGACGAAUCUUCUGGUGAUGCGGAAGGUGAGAGCACGAAAGUGAAAGCAGAGUUUAGCGGGUUUGUCAUCGACAAGAUUCUGGGUCGCGAAGUUCACACGCUGAAGGAAUGGAAGAAAAUGUGCUGGAACAAAUCGACACGCUUUUUGACGCACUGCUCCAUUUUCUCUUCUGAUGAAGAGGGCGAGAUGGAUCAGGAAGUGAAGCUGGAGCAGGUACAAGAAGAACAGAAGAAGACCAAAGGUGGCGAACAAAGCACCGUGGCAAGCAAUGAAAUAGACUUGACCCGGAAAGCGAGUGUCGAAGAUGUUGAGGAUGCUGACGAGGAACGUUUCUUGAUCAAGUGGAAAUCAUUAUCGUAUCUCCACACUAGCUGGCAAACGGAAGAUGAGUUGCGUGAGACGGACAAAAACGCGAAAGGCAAAAUCCAGCGCUUUCGUGAGAAGGAACACCGCGCCGGGUUUUCCGAAGACACACAAGGAGACGAGUAUUUUAACCCGGAGUUUCGCAUCGUCGAUCGCAUUCUUGAGAUUCGGGACCAGCCGCUUGACGGUUUUGCGGUGGCAAGUUCGACCCGCGGCAAAGGUACACUCAUGUACUUUCUGGUAAAAUGGAAAGCUCUUCCUUACGAUGAACUCACGUGGGAGCGGGAAGAUGAUGUGGGCGAUGACGCUGCUGUGGAGUUGUACAAUGACCGCAUCAUGAGAGCUGCUAAGCGGUUCCAGAAAGUUGCUCUCGCAAAACACACACCGCAGAGCAAACGCAAAAAUUUUAGAGGCUACACUACGGAGUCCCCGCCGCCUUGCAAGAAAGAGCAAAACUUUCAGCUGCGCGAUUACCAGCUUACAGGCGUGAACUGGAUGCUUUUUAAUUGGUACCAGAAGCGCAAUUCGAUGCUUGCAGAUGAAAUGGGUCUCGGUAAAACCGUGCAGACCGUAAUGUUCGUCAACCAUCUUGCGGCUGUUGAGCGUACGCCACGGCCUUUCAUCAUUGUCGCUCCUCUUUCAACGUUGGGCCACUGGCAGCGUGAGUUUGAUAGCUGGACCAAUCUUAACGCCGUCGUGUACCAUGGUUCAGUUGCUGCACGAGAAGCUUUGCAAAACUACGAAUUUUUUCUGACAGAGGACGAGCUACAGCGUGCUGAAGAGCUUUUUGCAAAGGAUCCCUCGAAAGGCAACUGGAAGCGUCUUUCUUUGCGACCCAAGCGUAAUUGUUACCGCUUUGAUGUGCUCAUUACUACAUUUGAAAUGGCCUCCGCUAUAGACCUUUACAAAUUGGCUCAGAUCAAAUGGCAGCUCAUGGUUGUGGACGAGGCACAUCGUCUGAAAAACCGCAAUUCCAAGCUGUCUGUUAUCCUGCGCACACGUUUCACGUAUGAGAAUAUGCUGUUGCUGACCGGCACGCCGCUUCAAAACAAUGUAGAGGAGCUAUGGGUGCUGCUGAAUUUUCUUGAUACAAAAAAGUUCGAGUCCAAAGAAGCUUUCCUCGAGCGCUUUGGAGAACUGACGGAUUCGGCUCAGGUCGAGCGUUUACACUCAGAGCUCAAACCAUAUUUGCUUCGGCGCAUGAAGGAAGACGUAGAAAAGUCGCUUGCGCCAAAGGAAGAGACCAUUAUUGAAGUCGAGCUAACUGUGCUUCAGAAGCAAUAUUACCGUGCUAUUUACGAAAAGAACACGGAGUUUCUAUCGAGAGGCGGCAAGAAAGGAAACACGCCUAGCUUGAUGAACGUUCUGAUGGAGCUGCGCAAGUGCUGUAACCAUCCCUUCCUCGUAAAAGGUGUGGAAGAGCGCGAAGCGAAGCGACUUGCAAGUCAAAAGUCAGUGCCAAAGGAAGAAAUUCAGCGACAAAUUAGUGAAAGCCUCGUGGAUUCGUCCGGCAAACUAGUGUUGCUGAACAAAUUGCUGCCUCGUCUCAAAGAGUCCGGACACCGCGUUUUAAUCUUCUCACAGUUCAGAAUAAUGCUGGACAUAAUUCAGGAUUAUUUGGCUUUGCGUCGGUACAAUUGUGAGCGCAUCGACGGCAAUAUUACUGGCAAUGAGAGGCAGACAGCUAUCGACCGCUUUUGUCGAGAAGACAGUGAUGCAUUCAUCAUGCUGCUGAGUACUCGCGCGGGCGGCGUUGGCAUCAAUCUGACAGCGGCUGAUACUGUGAUUAUAUAUGACAGCGACUGGAACCCGCAGAACGAUCUGCAGGCGCAAGCACGUUGUCAUCGCAUUGGUCAAAAGAAGAGUGUAAAGAUUUACCGUCUGCUGACAUCGAAAACAUACGAGUUGCACAUGUUUCACAAAGCAUCGUUGAAGUUGGGUCUCGAUCAAGCAGUGCUGGGGGGGAUCAAAAAUGACGACCCUGUCGCAAAGCUCAAGGGGGCUUCGAGCAAAAGCAAGGCAAACGAUCGGAUGUCGAAGGAGGAAAUCGAAAGUUUGCUGAAACACGGUGCGUAUGAGAUGUUUAAGGAACAAGACGGUGAGGCGGAGGCAGCAAGUAAAAAGUUUGGAGAGGAAAGUAUUGACCAAAUUUUGAGCCGGAGUACGACAAUUGUCCACGAUCCGACUCGGAAUGUUGACGGGAAUGAGAAACGCAAUAUCAUGUCCUCGUUUUCAAAGGCUACUUUCGUCAGUUCGACGGAUCCAGACGACAAAGUUGACGUGGACGACCCUAACUUUUGGACUAAGGUCAUCGGGCUUAAAGGAGUUGAGGAACAGAAGAUGGAAGAGCCGUCACCCUUGCAAACGAGACGUUGUCGCCGAAAAGUAAAGUCGUACCUGACCGACGACGACAAGUCGUUUAUGGUUGGGGACAGCGGGGAUGAUAACCCAUCGUUGCGCAAAAGACCGUAUCGGGAAUUAGGUGUCGUUAAGGAUGAAGAGUUCGUUGUCUCAGAUGACGACGACGAUGACGACGACUUGAGUGACGAAGAUAUGGCCAAGGACGGUCUAUCGGGCGUCACGCCUGUUGAAAAAAGGAAGCGUUCUAAGGCACCGUUGCUGCCAAUCUACUCGCACAUCGAGCGAAUUGCGGAACUUCUAGGAAGCCUCGGAUAUGGACGAUGGGAUGACAUGAAGCGCCAUGCUCCGAUCUUACAAGCGUAUCCGGACCAAGAGCUGAGUAAGUGUGUUCAAGAGUACGUCUGCAGCUUGGUGCGAAUUACUACGGCAAUGACAACUUUCCCGCGCAUCGGGUUGGAUCUGGAGUCAAGCCGAGUGUAUAUCGUCUCGACCACGCCCCCGCCUCUGCAGAUGGGGAAUGCAUCUCCAAUCGAGAGAUAUACUUGUGAAGUGGGCAGCACAUGUUGUCGAUAUCGGUUCAUCCCUGCAAUGCUGAAGGAUAUGAGGAUAAUGAAUCCGCUCGCUGUCGCCAUUCCGCCACGCAUGUGGAUCACAGAUUUCAAGAGUCGGGCGGCUCGUGGGAGCCGUACGAAGCUACAGCAAAUUGACACUAUGUACAAGUUAAACGAUUUCGUGGGCGUGAGGCUGGUGCCGCCAGGACCGCUCAUUGCUUUGAUCACGGAUUUUCAAUGCAUGAGAGACAAAGCUGCUGUUCAUCGGAUGAUCGAGUCGGGCAUUGUUCCUGAAAAUGGCGAUACAAGUCCUGUUGACAAGGAUGAGAAAUUAGAACCUGUCCUUGAUAAACCUGCCGAUCCUGCUGUGGACCAUCCAUCUGCAGAGUCCUUGUCAGCAAGAAGUGGUGGCAGUGAGUGCGUAAGCAAGAACGAAGACGUUUCAAUGGGCGAUGAACCGCAGUCGGCGUCCCACAAUCAACGAAGAGUGUUACCCGCCGCUUUUGCCAAAAGUGACGUAGAAGCUGAUCCGACCGGGAACUGCUCUGCAGCAGAGCACUUUGUGCAAGCAUCUUCAGAGAAUACAUCAUUAGAGAAAUGUGAACCCAAGGAUGUUUCUGCGAGUUCGCUUACCGUCGAGGAGGCCACUUCAACAGUCUAUAUAGACACGGCGACGACGAAAGUUUCGAAUGCAACCAACAACGAAGAUAUUAGCACGGUAGCGAAGUCACAGACUCCAAGCGCCCAGAGUAGUGGCGACACGACUGACAGUGGUGCGAACGGACAGAUCACAUUACCCGAAAGCGUCAAGAACGAGAAUCUUGAUCCACCCGCGCAUUCCAAUGCGAUCGGCUCGAGUACAACAUCAGCAGCAGCGAUACCAACGGUGCAGCAGCGAUGCCCAGCUGCUGCAAUAGUGACGCCGGAGCGCAAUCAGGCGAUGCGAAUUUUACAAACACUGCUACCCGUCAACUCUUCUGAGCCGGUAGCACCUUGGUGGAUUCCGCGUGUAGAUGACGUUUUGCUGAUGAUGUAUGUCCAUCGCGAGGGAUGGAUAAAGGGUCGAGCUCUUCCUCUUCGAAUGGUAAAGGAGUCGCCUCUAUUCGGAGACCGUGCUAAACGGCACCCGCUGACUGAGUGGCCUUCUGUGGCGAGCCUUAAUCGGCGAGUAAAGGUACUGCUCCACGCGUGGACUGUUGUGAGAAUAGCGCAGCCAGUAGUGCCAUCGGCACCAUCAAUCGCUGCUCCCUUGAAUGUAGCUUUCACGAGGCAGCCUCAGAUGCAGCCGAUCCCGCAUGAGCAGCUGCAACUACAACUACAACGAAAGCGUCAAUACGAGAUUCAGCGUGCUCAGCUGACGUCUCGAUACCCUAGUGCUUCGUUCCAUGACUCACGUCACAACCGGUUUGCCAAGCUUAUAUUCUCGUACGGGAUCCCUGAUGUGGGCACUUGUCGAGAUGACCGUGAGCGCCACGAGAAAUGGCGCUACUUUUUGCAGGAUUGCCAGCUUGGUGUUGCACACUCCCCAUUAGAAGAGCUACUCGCAGAAGCGCUGGAUCUGGAGCGUGUGUGUUACCACCGAUUGCGCGAAGAUACUGGUGAAGCGAACAAUAUGACUCUCAGUCAAGAGAAUUCGAUCUUGGGUGGCAAACGAGGCUUUUGGCUACUUACCGCCACACAGUGCCGACGAUUGCUCCAUCGAGUGGAUCUAUUUCGUCUGCUGCGCACGCAAAUACUUGUGCUACCCCCAGCUCAACUAGUCGAGGUAGUCAGUCGAGUCGUUCGAGCUCAGUCAGCAUCGACUGAUUAUCCUGUCUGGUGGAGCUGUCCACGACACGAUAUUUUGCUUUUGCAAGGUGUGGAAUGCUAUGGUCUAGACGAACACCUUGCUUCGGUGUGGAAGUUGCCGCUGUUCAGCUCUGCGAAUACAACCAGCGCGUUUCCUUCCUCCAGCUGGGUGGAAAACUACGUCACGGUCCUUGCUCUUGCUUGUCGGAACUUAAUUGUUAAGGCUCAGUCGUUUUACUCCGAUGAUCGAUACGUUCAACCGGGCAACCGGGCGUCGGUUGAGAAAUAUGUCGCUCCGACAAAGGCAGACCUGGAAGCCGAAACUCGGCGUCGAGUUCGAGAUAUCUGUGGAAUGCGUGAAGAAGACCCGUACUUCGUUUCAGUCGUUCGUUUGCGGCAGCACAUUGACAGUAAUGCAGCUCGAGAGAAGCGGUUGUCACGACGCGUCGAAGAUGAUCCGCUUGAGAAACAUGCGAUUCAAAAUAACGAGGAUCAAAUACCGUCGGCGGCGGCAGAGGAAGGAGAGUUGAUGCGACAAGAAGAUCCUUAUGAAUCGGUGCGCAUUCGAACAAUUUGGGCUGCGGAGACCAAGCGCGACGAAAUAGCGGCAGCGAAAAAGCGUUUAGAAUGUAGUGGAGACAACAGCAAAACGACGUGUGUUCAAGACGGGGAUGGAAGCACAAAUGCAACUGGGAGUGGCAGUGAGAAAGAGGAGGGAGCACAGCCUCCGUCUGGUUUUAGCAAGACUCAUCUGGGCGAAGACGUUGACAGCUGCGACGGAGAACAAGGAACAAAGUGUGUGCAGCCGCUGCCCUCACUGCGAAACAGUUUGGGGCAAGAUUCUUUGGCUGCUGCUGUCGCCGUGGCGAAUGUAAAAGAGGCAAUGCCAACACCACACACAAAAAGUGAGGUUAGUUACGGAGCUGCGCACUCGUGGGAUGUAAUUGUGAUUGACUCCUCUGACGACUCCAACUAG